This is a messenger RNA of Polychytrium aggregatum, 2108 nucleotides long. RefSeq lists its product as uncharacterized. The record is from RefSeq and is a predicted model, not a curated record. NCBI's taxonomy places the organism in Eukaryota, Fungi, Chytridiomycota, Chytridiomycetes, Polychytriales. The transcript has 4 exons. The coding region runs from base 210 to 2057 and encodes 615 amino acids.
GUCCUUCUCCCCGCCCCGCGUUGGUCCUGGCUGGCCGUCCGGCCCCACUCUGGGCUAUAAAUUCAUCAUCACCCCCGCCUUCUUCCUCUCACGCCACCACCCUUCGCUUAGGUCAAUCCGCCGAGGACGAUCCAAGCACCCCUCCACCCCUCUCCCUAAUCCCUUACCCCCCCCCAAAACCCACUAAUUUCCUCUAAUCUGCCUCGAACAUGAAGGUCACCUCUGCCCUCAUCUUUGCCCUCUCGGCCAUCACCUCCGUCCUGGCCGACACCGUCGCCCCCGGCACCAAGCUCGUUGGUGGCUACCUCCUGAUCGACCAAGACGGACCCUCCAAGCUCGCUGCUCUUGCUGCCAACGCUGCCACCCUCCCUGUCAACCGCGUCUGGAUCUCCUUCGUCCGCCCUGACUUGGUCUACGUUCCCGGCAGCAACACCCUCGCCAACGUCGGUCUUGGCUAUGGCCCCCAGACUGGUGACUAUGGUUUCGCCGAGGUCAAGAAGUACGUUGCCCAGCUCCAGGCUGGCGGCGUCGAGGUCUUCCUCUCCAUGGGUGGCUGGUCCUACAACUGCUGGCCCUACACCUACCUCCGCAACUCCAUUUCUCCCUACGGCGGCAGCCAGGCGAACAUUAUCAAGCAGUACGGUGGUGGCAACAUCAACAACUGUGUUGAAAGCAACCUCUGGUGCUACGCCUGCGACCCCCCGAGCAACGGCGACACCAUCAACUCCUAUGCCGUCUACCCCGAGCCCGCCAACUCGUCCACCUGGCAGCAGGCCAUGUCCUAUGUCGCCGCCAACGCCGCCAAAGCUGGCUCCGUCGCCCCUGUCUGGCACCCCAACAUCUACGGUGGCCAGCAGUGGACCGAUCCCAACACCGGCCUGAGCACCACCGUCGUCGGCAACCCGCUCUUUGCCCAGCUCGGCCGUGAUCCCUACCAGGAUCUCAUCUACCUCGCCAAGGAUCUCGGCCUCGAUGGUGUCGACCAGGAUUAUGAGGAGUUCUGGCACGCCGAUACCUUCAAGGGCGGUGACGCCACCUGUUCCAACGGCUGCACCAACACCCAGACCAUGUACAAGUACUCGGCCAUCAUCCGCGACACCAUGAUCAACAUCCAGAACAUCUACCCCACCCUCAAGCUCUCCACUGCCGGCGCUGCCACCGGUGCCAUGUCCGACACCUGGUGGGGUGGUAACCUCAAGGGCAUCUGGUACUUCUCCCACAAGCAGAACCCCGAUGUCAUCAACUUCAUGACCACUGGCAACAACGCCGGUGGUGUCAACAUCAUGUCGUACGAUAUCUCCACCAACGUCGAUGAGUGCCCUACCCAGCUCAACGGCCAGUGCCAGCUGACCGACCAGGUCAACUACUACAUGUCGACCUUUGCCGCCGCCAACAUCCCCGCCAACGUCGGCUACGAAAUCGGCACCCCCGCCUACCCCGAUCCCACCACCGACCCCCAGGAGCUGGCCAACCUCACCUUCUCUGCCGCCACCACCCUCCUGACCAACACCCAGCCCAAGUACAACGGUGGCUUCAUCUGGGAGCUCUUCAAGACUGCCGACUCGAGCGCCAACAUUGAUGUCACCUCUUUCCUCGAUGAGCUCUGCGCCGUUAUGCUCCCUGGCUCUCCUCGCUGCUCUGGCAAGGUUCCUCCCUACACCUCUCAAACCACCACCGCUACCGGCCCUACCACCACCACCACCACCACCCCUAUCAAGACCACCACCACUACCACCACCACCACUACUACUACUACUACCACCCCUGUCAAGACUACCACCACUACCACCAAGACUUCCUCCACCAAGACUUCCUCCACCAAGUCUUCCUCCACCAAGUCUUCCUCCAAGCCUCCUACCACCACCACCACCACCACCACCUCGGCUUCCCCCACUGCCACCGGCUCCCUCCCCAGCCCCGGCCAGCCCUGCACCUCUGGCUAUGCUUGCGGUACUGGUAACAGUGUCCUCGUCUGCUCUGGCACCUGGAUCUCCAUCGGUGUCUGCCCCGCCGGCACCGCUUGCCAGCCCGGCACCUUUGUCUGCGCCGCCGCUUAAGCGAGUUCAACCGAAUGAAUAUUUUCGGUAGCUUCUGGCGUGUAUGUGUGU